Messenger RNA from Austrofundulus limnaeus, 1321 nucleotides. RefSeq names its product high choriolytic enzyme 1. The record is from RefSeq and is a predicted model, not a curated record. The transcript is spliced from 2 exons. Gene Ontology annotation, biological process: proteolysis. The coding region runs from base 16 to 1218 and encodes 400 amino acids. NCBI's taxonomy places the organism in Eukaryota, Metazoa, Chordata, Actinopteri, Cyprinodontiformes, Rivulidae. Gene Ontology annotation, molecular function: zinc ion binding; metalloendopeptidase activity.
ACACUGACGCUGAAGAUGGCUCCCUCUGCCAGCCUGCUGCUCCUGCUCCUGCUCGGCCUUUCUCAGGCUCUUCCUCUCCUGGAGAACAAAGACCGUGAUGGAGAAAAUCAUGGGGAUGAAGGUAAAGAUGCGGACCAUGAUGUAUACGAUGAUGAAGAAAAACAACAAGACCAUGAUGGAGACAAUAAUGGGGAUGAAGAUAAAGAUGUAUACGAUGAUGAAGAAAAACAACAAGACCAUGAUGGAGACAAUAAUAGGGAUGAAGAUAAAGAUGUAUACGAUGAUGAAGAAAAACAACAAGACCAUGAUGGAGACAAUAAUGGGGAUGAAGAUAAAGAUGUAUACAAUGAUGAAGAAAAGCAACAAGACCAUGAUGGAGACAAUAAUGGGGAUGAAGAUAAAGAUGGGGACCAUGAUGUAUACGAUGAUGAAGAAAAACAACAAGACCAUGAUGGAGACAAUAAUGGGGAUGAAGAUAAAGAUGGGGACCAUGAUGUAUACGAUGAUGAAGAAAAAAAAGACCAUUUGGCCAUCUCUACCAGGAUUCUGGCCGCUAAUAAAGCUUCAGACACAAUUCUGGUGGAAGGAGACAUGGUGGCUCCCAAAUCUAGAAAUGCUAUGAAGUGCUUCUCCUCCAACAGCUGCCUGUGGAAACAAUCCGCCGAUGGAUUAGUGACGAUCCCCUACGUCAUAGGCAGUGAGUUUGGUGCUCACGAGAAGCAGGUAAUCGAGGGCGCCAUAAAGGUCUUUGCUAAAGAGACUUGCAUCCGCUUCACCCCUCGCAAGAGUGAGAGUGACUACAUCAACUUCGUGAGCAAAACUGGGUGUUACUCUGAAUUGGGCAGAAAAGGAGGAAUGCAGGAGCUGUCGCUCAACAAGCUGGGAUGCAUCUAUGGUGGAAUCGCCCAGCAUGAGAUGAACCACGCUCUGGGCUUCCAGCACGAGCAGACCAGGAGCGACCGUGACAAAUACGUCAAGAUCAACUUUGAAAACAUCACCCCAUCAACCGCCUACAACUUUGAGAAGCAUGACACCAACAACCUGGACACUCCCUACGACUAUAGCUCCAUCAUGCACUACGGAAAAGACGCCUUCUCCGUCGCCCCCGGAAAGGACAGCAUCACCCCCAUCCCCAACGCCAACGUCCAGAUUGGCCAGAGGAAUGGACUGUCCAGCUUGGACAUCAAAAGGAUCAAGAAGCUCUACGGCUGCAAAUAACAACAACAUUGAUGCUAAAUAAAAAUGUGAUUUACAUGCUGAGGUGGCAAAAUAUAUCACCUCUCAUGCCUGAAAUAUAUUCAAUAAAGAUGCUGCAAAAUGA